AUGUCGGGCCCGCGACCCGCCGCCGCGCCGAACCCUAGCUCCCCGGCGCCCUCCCAGCCCGCUCCCGCUCCCGCGCCGCCGGCGUCGGCGUCGGCGCCCGCCAGGAUGGCGGCCAGGGUGCGCGAGGAGGGCGAGGUCUCCUCCGGCCCCUCCGACGACGAGGCUCUGCAAUCUAAGCUGACAGCUCUGUCCAAUGCUGCGAAGCUGGCGCAUGCUGCUGCUCAAGGGGCAUCGGCAGCUUUCCCUGUGAAAGGCAGUAGCAGUUUGAGUCUCUCAAGUACUCUUCCUCAGAAAUCAGUUGCUCCAGGCUAUAAGAAGACCUUGAGGGGAAACCAAGGGCAAUUCAAACUUGGGACCAACCGCAAUCUUGCCUGGAUGAAGCCUGUCUCAACUGAUAACCUUGUGAUCAGUUUCUCUGAUGAGGAUAGUGAGACCGACUCUGGAAUGUCAAAGCAAUAUAGAAGUAAAAGCACGAAAGCCAGCUCACAGGUUGCACUUAAAACAGGGAUUACUAUGCAGACUAGAAUCAUGAGAGAGGAAGCACCCCUACAGAAGACCCAUGCUGCAAAUGUGGGAUCUGCAAAAUGGUCUGCUAAUCCUCACACACUCAGAAAUACAGGGGCAGGCAGGGGCUCAAGUGCUACCUUCUCUAGAAGAGAGCCGCCGAUUCGUCAAGCUACUCCUCUGAAGUCUACCCAGAAGGAUGGGAAUGGUGCAGGAGUAAACUCAGCAGAUGAUAAGCUGGAAAGUUUGCGUCAUAAAAUCGCUGCUAGAGAAAAUGAGUUAAAAGUUCAGAAAAGGCCCAUGUCACCUGGUUUAGUGAAGGAUGCUAACUUCUCCAGUGAUCAGAUAAGGCCGCCCUUGGAGAAGAUCGGCUUUGAAGCUUCCAACAGUGGUGGAUGUGUUCACCCUGAUGGCCUCUUUGGGCAUGAUGAUAGACCAGCUAAAAGGCUUAAGCCCAAUCAGCAGGGCAUUAACAACCAAGCAAGCGGUGAUUUGGUAACACUGGUACCAACUGGAAGUUCAUUGGGAAAUGACAAUUUAAUAUCUGCCGGAAGGACGGAUCACAUUGAAAAUGAAAUUACCAUGAACUGUACUGUUAAUGAAACAGAACAGGCAGCCACAACAGAACUGUCAGAUCAAACGUAUCCUAGUGGUAUUGCUAAGAACCUUCUGCCAUCCAAAAGCCACGACAUGGUUAUACAGGAUGGGGGCAACCAUGCCACAGCUGAAUAUCUUGGCAAGCCUUCAGCGCCACCAUUUACUAGCGACCAAUCUAUGGCUGAAGAUACUAGUGCUUUGGUUCCUGUUACUUCUGUACGAACAGGGGUUGAUAUAGAAAGGUCAUCUAAUCAUGGCAAUGAUCAUAUGAUUUCAACGUCGGAUGGGCAACAUGUAAAGCCUGUUGACACUACCGUGUCAAAUGAGAGGCCACACUUGCAGCCUGGAAUGAAGAAUGCCGAUCUCUUGAACCAUGUUGGCCAGAUAAGUAAAGGAGGUCAGAACACAACAUUGGUCUCUCUGUUCGAGAUGGAGGAACUCCAAGAGAGGGAAUUGGAUGAUGCUCAGGAGCUAAGGCGGAAAUGCGAAGUUGAAGAAAGAGAGGCUCUCAGAGCGUAUCGUAAAGCACAAAGAAAUUUAAUUGAGGCCAAUGAAAGAUGCGCCAUUCUUCGUAGAAAAAGAGAGAUUUGCUCUGCACAAGUCCAUGGUUUAAUUGCUGAAAAUUCUUCUAUGGUGCAGUGCUUAAAUAUUCAGAAUGCUGGACAUGGCCUUGUAAUGCCAUCAGUACUCAAUUCUCAGUUUCAUGCAGAUGGUCAAAUGCCUGAGAUUCAGGGUGGUAGGUCUAGCAGUCCAUACCUGGAUGAACUUCCUCAACAGCCAGUAGAUAAGCAUGAGGCUCGUUCGCGCUAUGGUGAUGAGCUUGCUGUCAGCAUCGCUGAUCCAAAAUUUGUGAGUACUGUCCAUGCUAACAGCACACCUUCAGAGUACAGGGAGGAUGACCUUCUGUUCCGUCCUAAGCGGGCUAGAUCAGAGUGCACUUCAAAUCCGGAGAAUCACAUGGAGGAAACUAUACAAGUAUAUUUGGAGAACAGACAGCCUUCUGGUGAUAGCACACAGGACUAUGAGCUUUUAGAGGCUUCUUUGAGAUCCAGAUUGGUGAAAAGAUUUGGGAUGAAAUCGUGUCUCAAUAACUCUGUAGAAGUCACUGAAGAACUUGCUGUUGGAAAAGCAGCGGAGAUUGAACAAGACAAGCAAUCUGCACAUGUUGAACUUCAGUUACAGGAAGCAGAUGAUAUUGUUAUGGCAAAUGCUGAAGGUACAGUGGAGCUUGCAAAUGAUGAUGCUAAUUGUAUUGAAAAGAUGGCUGGGCUAUCUAAUUCUAGUAAUGCUCCUUCCAUGGGAAACUGUGAGCCUGAAGACAACGUUUCCUCUCUUAGAGAGUUAUGCGUGCCAUCAAGUGUGGAUUAUCUCACUUGUCCUUCUUCAGCUCCACAAAAUGCUGCUAGACACAUCAAGUGGGCAUUUCACACCUUUCGUAAGGAGGCUUCAUAUUUUAUAAAUGAUUCUGCAACCAGUGAUGUAGCAUCUGAAGCAGCAGUAAGUGUGCCAUAUAUGAUACAAGACCGUGCUGGGGAGAAUGGGAAGAUGGUCUCAACAGCUCCAAACGAUAAGGAUUUGACACGCAGUGGGAUUGAUCCCUUCUGGCCCUUCUGCAUGUUCGAGCUUCGAGGAAAAUGCAAUGACGAAGAGUGCCAAUGGCAGCAUGUUGAGAACCAUGCUUGGAGAAAGCCAAAGCACACAAACCAUGCGGUUCCCUGUGUUUCAGGCCGGAGUCCUUAUGAUCUGCUUCAGCAUAUUCUGCCUGUACCAACAUAUCGUGUUGGUUCCAAUCUUAUUCGAGCUGAUCUGAACUUGAUGCAGUCGGUCUUGGCCAGCAGUAUUUGGCAGUAUUGGCAAAGGGGGUUUUGCGCUUCCUUUCCUUUACCUCUAUCAGUUCAGAGAGUACUUCCGUCAGAUGCACCAUUCUUACAAGCUGGUGAUGGUUCGGUUGCAGAUUUUGAAAGGAACAGACAGCUAUCAAAUCUUCGGAUGCUGGAUAGUAGGAAGAAUAAGAUUGUACAGGGAUCUGUCGAUGUCGAACUAUUCUUAGAGGCUGCACUUGGUUUAUAUUGUGGAAAAGUAAACAAACCUGACAGGCUAAAGGCUCUUUUACUUCUUGCACGCUCCAUUGAGGCAGAUCCAAGCACAGUUAUCCUCUGGGUGUUUUAUCUUCAUAUUUACUAUCAAAAGGAUGAAGGACUUGGGAAAGAUGACAUGUUUUCCCAUGCGGUGCAACACAAUGUUAACUCCUAUGAAUUAUGGCUUAUGUAUAUUAAUAGUAGGUUACGCUUUGAUGACCGGUUGGAUGCUUAUAAUGAUGCUUUGAGCAUGCUCUGCCAGAUGACAGCUGAUACUGAUAAUGAAUUGAAAGAUAGAAGUGCUUUCAUCCUAGAUAUCUUCUUACAGAUGAUUUACUUCCUGUGCAUGUCUGGAAAUGUAGAGAAGGCUAUUUAUAGGAUUUAUGGGAUUCUACCUACUGCAAGUCCUGACUGCCCUGGUGACAGGUUGCUGGCGGAUGCCAUUUCUUGCUUGACCGUGUCUGAUCGAUGCAUAUUUUGGAUUUCAUGCCUAUAUGUCUCAAUUUAUAGGAAGCUUCCAGAGGAAAUUUGUGAUCAGUUAGAAUUUCCAAAAGAUCUACCUCAUGCGUUACUAUGGCAUCCUGUUGAACUUACGGUAGAUAACAAAUGUAAGGUUGCUGAACUAUUGAAAUGCGCUGUUGAUAAGAUGGCUGUAGAUAUUAAUGAGACUGUUAAAAAUGGGGAUCCAUCUUACCUGACACUGGCACAAUUCCUUGCUGUUAGCCACAUUAGUUGUCUUGCUGCUAUCGAAGGCCUCCAAUCUUCUGUUGAUAUGCUGGUGAAGUAUAUGAAGGAGUACCCAAGGUGCCCUAAUAUUCUUCUUAUCUCAGCUCGGCUAUAUCGAAAGUUUGGCAUGUGUCCUGGUCUGAAAGGGUUUGAUGAGUUGCUCAUGGAUUGGCCUAAAGAUGUGCAAGGAGUUCAGUUUCUGUGGAAUCAAUAUGCUGAGCAUGCUUUGGCAGACAAUAUUGAGUUGGCUGAAAAGGUCCUGACUCGCUGGUUUGAAGAAUAUGGAAAAGAAGGUGAUAUCUGUCGUAGAGCUGAUGUUGGUACAAUGGAAGUCAGUAAUGAAGUGUCUGAAGAACAAUCACUUGCCUCUACCCUAGAAGUUAGUUCCAGUCCAUCUGCAUCAGAAGAUCAGGUCUAUUGGUUGUUGAACCUCUCACUUUACAGGAUGCUAGAGAGCAAUCUACAGGAAGCACAGGUUGCUGUGGACAAAGCAUUGAAGUUGGCCCAAGGGGAGAGCUAUGAGCAUUGUUUAAGGGAACAUGCCGCAGUUCACACUCUAGAGAGACCAUCAUCUUGUACAGACACUCAAGCUCGAGCUACGCUAAGCCUGAUCAGUGGUUAUAUUGCAGACCGUCGGAACUUACCCACGAGGGAACUGCUGUCGCGAAGGUUUAUCCAGAAUGUUAAGAAGCAUAAGCUUAGGCUGUUGAUAGAUGACACUAUAGGUCCAGCUUCUGCAGAUUCUUCUCUGAUAAACUCUGUCCUUGAGGUGUGUUAUGGCCCGUGUCUUCUUCCAGAACAAAUAGAAGUAAAGUACUUGGUCGAUUUUGUUGAAUCGGUGAUGGAGAUCCUUCCUGCAAACUACCGCCUAGCCCUGGCAGUUGGUACAUUUGUGGUUAAGCAUUACAGCGGUGCUGACCCUACCUCCAUGGGCACCAGGUUCUGGGCAAGUUCUGUUCUGAUCAAUGCCAUCUUCCGUGCUGUACCUGUUGCGCCAGAAUCAGUAUGGAUAGAGGGUGCCAGUCUCCUGGAGAAACUACAGGCCUCAGAGAUUGUGAAGCGGUUCCACCAGCAGGCAACAUCAGUGUACCCCUUCUCCUUCAAGCUAUGGCAUGCUUACUUGACAGCCUGCAAGGUCAGUGGAAGCAACACAGAGAGCAUUGCCGAAGCUGCAAGGCAACGAGGUAUAGAGCUGAAUGUGGUGCCACCCUAGUUUUGCCGCAUGGAUCUGAAGCUCAGGGAUUUGUCAGUUGGAGCUGUAGUUAGUGUUGUCAGGUGGAAAUGGCGUAGAUACAUGGAACCGCUGGAGGCUGUAGUUAGAAUGUUGUGUGUACUGCAAGUGACAUAGUUACCUGGAGUCAGUGGUGGCGGUGAUGAUGACGACGGCAUGGUUUUCUGGUUUAGGCACAGUUUUAGGAUCAGAUAGUCGUGGAUAGCAUACAGCAUCUGUUGUUACUGAUGGGCAGCUGACGACGAUGGAUACCAGACAUAUAUGGUGAAUGAAUGGGUCGCAUACCCUACACAGAGGGACGCUUCUUUUUGGCCGACUUGAUAACAGCAGUGGAGCCGGAUCUAUUUACCUGUUCCAGUUUUAAUCUUUGUGUUCACUGUUGUAGUAGUGUAGUGUAUGACAUGCAAAACUGUUGUUUUAAAUCACCAUCUUCGGUGAAUAUGAAUGAAAUAUAUAUUAUUGUUCCA
Lolium rigidum is the source of this 5603-nucleotide messenger RNA. RefSeq lists its product as uncharacterized. Lineage: Eukaryota; Viridiplantae; Streptophyta; Magnoliopsida; Poales; Poaceae. The record is from RefSeq and is a predicted model, not a curated record. The transcript has 9 exons. The coding region runs from base 1 to 5118 and encodes 1705 amino acids. Gene Ontology annotation, cellular component: nucleus; exosome (RNase complex).